Molecule: messenger RNA, 609 nt
Organism: Alternaria metachromatica
Lineage: Eukaryota; Fungi; Ascomycota; Dothideomycetes; Pleosporales; Pleosporaceae
Exons: 3
Coding region: 1-609 (202 amino acids)
Source: RefSeq, a predicted model, not a curated record
AUGGCGAUACGCGUAAUCCAGGACAAAGGCGGCGAGAACAGGUUCGACGAGCGCAGAAUCCAGCUCCGCGCAAAUGAAGCUCGAUUGUCGCAAGAAACCAAGGCGCUGUAUUCUGAGGUCGCUUUCUUGAAAGGUCUGCUGACUCAAAACGGCAUUGCCGUACCCGAUAGAUCAAGAGUAGGACUUGCUCAACAGGAAGAGGGAGCGAACGUGGAGAUUGAGAAGAGGAUCGCUCUAACCGUUGGGCAAGAAGAGAACAAGAAAAAGAACCGACGGAAACAGAUAUACGUACAGCAAGUGUCUCAGCAAUCGUUACCCGGCUCGGCACAGCUCAUAAGUCCGCCGUUGUCUGGCUCCGCAUUAUCAGGGUACACAUCCACUACGGGUUCGCCUGGUGGCUCUGCGAUAUGCAUGGGUAACAUGGACCCAGAGAUCGUUGGGAUGGACUUCGUCUUGACGUAUGGGCGCCCCGUUGUCUUUACUCACUGCGCCUUCACUAAACUCCUACGUAUAGUCUCGAGUCUCCUUGUUUACCACAUAUCGAUGUGGCUUCGCCCAACACUGGCAGCUCUGACGCAGAUACUUCUGCUUCGACCGGCCACGCCUUGA